This is a messenger RNA of Penaeus chinensis, 455 nucleotides long. Its product is annotated as cuticle protein AMP1A-like. The record is from RefSeq and is a predicted model, not a curated record. Lineage: Eukaryota; Metazoa; Arthropoda; Malacostraca; Decapoda; Penaeidae. Gene Ontology annotation, cellular component: chitin-based extracellular matrix. The transcript has 3 exons. The coding region runs from base 7 to 384 and encodes 125 amino acids. Gene Ontology annotation, molecular function: structural constituent of chitin-based larval cuticle.
UCCAACAUGAAGACUAUCGUACUUGCUUGUCUCGUCGCCGUAGCUGUUGCCGCUCCUCAGCUCCAGGAGAGGGAGGUUGUCCUUCUUCGCGACGACAGAAUUGCCAACGAAGACGGCUCCUUCUCCUACGCCCUGGAAGCCGACAACGGCAUCAACACAGCUGUUGAAGGAGCUGUUGGAUCUGCCGGCCAGAUCAAUCAGGCGGGAUCUUACACCCUUACCCUUGAAGACGGAACACAGGCUGUUGUCAACUUCGUGGCCAACGAGAACGGCUUCCAGCCCCAGUCCGACAUCCUGCCCACUCCCCACCCUCUUCCUGCCCACGUCUUUGAACUGUUGGAAAUCGCCGAGCGUCAGCGUGCCGCGGGCAUCGUAUUCAACUAAGAGAAUGGAAAAAUACAUUAAAUGUAUGGGUGGGGAACGAAAGCCAACGUAAUAAAGUUUACGAUACAUUA